This is a messenger RNA of Cajanus cajan (pigeon pea), 1716 nucleotides long. Lineage: Eukaryota; Viridiplantae; Streptophyta; Magnoliopsida; Fabales; Fabaceae. The record is from RefSeq and is a predicted model, not a curated record.
UCCUCCGAUAAUUCCAUUCCGUCUUUCCGCGAUGGGAAGGCCAUCUUCCACCAUUGAAAUCCCUCGCGAACGCCACCGACAUAACGGUCGCCGCACCCCCGACUCCGAUGUCUCUGACAACUAUCGCCUUCGUCGCAGCCCUAGUUACGACUCAUACGAUCGCCACACCGACCGCCGCCGCCGUUCGGAAUCGCCCGAACACCGAAACCCUAGGCACACCAACGGAACCUCAAACGACAACGCGCUGCCGAAGAAAUUCGGCCGCCGAAACGGCACGUAUCUUGACCGUGACCGCGGCGAUUGGCAGCGCUCCGAUUCUGAGUCCGACGAGGAGCUGAAGGGUUUAAGCUAUGAGGAAUACCGAAGGCUCAAGAGGCAGAAGAUGAGGAAAUCGCUGAAGUACUGCAUCUGGAACGUCACGCCGAGUCCUCCGAGGCGCGACAACGAAGAUCUGGAAGAUUAUCACAAGCCCGAUGAAAUCUCUGAUCGAGACGCCGCCGUUGUGAAGAUCGAGAAGGCGGUUAAACCUAAAGGAAAAUCGGAAUUGGAAUCUGAUUCCGAAUCUGAGAAAUCCGUCAGUAGUGAAUCAGAGGAUUCGCGUUCGAGGAAGAAGAGAAGGAAGAGCUCUGCUGGUUCUUCGAGGAGAUCGUAUAGCGAAAGUGAAUCAGAAUCAGAAUCUGAAUCUGAAUCAGAUUCAGAAGAAGAGGAGCGUAGUAGAAGAAAGAGUAGGAGGAAUAGAAGAAGGAGGAGUAAUAAGAACAAGAAUAGAAGAUAUAGUGAUUCAGACGAGAGUGAAGAGAGCGACAGCGAUGCCUCGGAUGUCAGUAUAAGAAAGAGGAAGAAACGCUCUUCUUCUUCUAGGUCAAAAUCGAAACGAAGCAGAAGGCACAGAAGAACAACAAAGAGGAACUCCGAAACGGAGAGCGAGAAAUCUCAUUCGGAGGAGGAGAAUGGUUCUGGUUCUGGUUCUGGUGAUGCAGUGACCAAAGCAGCAGUUGAUGAGGCAAUGAUGACUGAAAUGAACGCGGAGGCUAUAAAGUUGAAGGAGUUGUUCGAGUCUCAGAAGAAACCCGCUUUGGAUAACGAACCCGCGGUUGGGCCAAUGCCGUUGCCUAGAGCGGAGGGGCAUAUCAGCUAUGGUGGGGCACUUCGGCCUGGUGAAGGUGAUGCCAUUGCGCAGUAUGUUCAACAAGGGAAGCGUAUUCCUCGAAGAGGAGAAGUGGGUCUUUCUGCGGAGGAGAUUCAGAAGUUUGAGAGCCUGGGUUAUGUGAUGAGUGGUAGUAGGCAUCAGAGGAUGAAUGCCAUUCGUAUUAGGAAGGAAAACCAGGUUUACAGUGCUGAGGAUAAACGUGCUUUGGCUAUGUUUAACUAUGAAGAGAAGGCCAAAAGGGAGCACAAGGUUAUGGCUGAUCUGCAGCGCCUUGUGCAGCGUCACAUUGGUCAGGAUGUUGGUCCAACUCAUGAUCCUUUUGCUGCAAAAGCCUCCGAUGGUGCUGAUGCAUGAUAGCUAGUAUUUAUGUAUGUUUAGCUUCUGUACUUUCCUGAACUAUAGUUGUGCUCUGCAUUUUUUUUCUUCUGCUGGCUAUAUUGUUACUUUCCUGUGGGGUUUAUAGACUUGGAGAAUAGAUUAGAUGACAUAUUAAGACUGAAAAAAUAGAGAGAUGAUCUUUGCCUCUUUAACUAUGUGAGUUGGCAUGCAUAUGCUUUACACUGUUA